Messenger RNA from Cylindrotheca closterium, 1830 nucleotides. The record is from the annotation of a GenBank genome assembly. NCBI's taxonomy places the organism in Eukaryota, Bacillariophyta, Bacillariophyceae, Bacillariales, Bacillariaceae.
AUGACACAGGACAGUGCCAAAGCGACAGAACAGCCCAAACAGGAUGGUGUAUACGCCGUCUACAAUCUUCGCGAGGUUGCGGCUCCUAUCCUCAAAGGCAUUCCAUUGCUCCUCUUCUCAAGACUAAUCCGAAGCUCGCUUGGAAGCUUCAUCUUGAGCAUAUUAAAGAAGGAUAACGAUAUUCCUUGUGUCAUCCGACUAGCAGAAGACAUAUUGAAGGAAUGGAUGCCACAGUAUUAUCCAUUACCUGAACAACAUGAUGAAGUUCGAUACAACAAGCAUGUUGAAGUUUCCAAAGGAUUUCAAUUGGGUGAAUUUGCUUCUUCCGACGAAAAUAGGAAAAAGGAAGGGGACUUCAAGUAUCACACAUCACAAGACUAUGUUGAAAAAUACAAGAGUGGGGAGUUGUCGCCAUAUCAAGUAGCCUUGGCAGUAAUCAAGGCAACAAAAGAUUCCAACGAAAUCAAACCAAAAUCACUGAAUGCAAUUGUCCAAAUGAAAGAGGAUGACCUAUUACAGCAGGCGAAGGAAAGUUCUGAACGGUACAAGAAGAAGAAAACAAUGGGACCUCUGGACGGCGUUCCGGUUGUGAUCAAGGACGAAUGUGAUGUGAAAGGCUACCCAACUACAUAUGGUACAACCUUUUUGGCAGCUUUGGACGGCGAGGCCAAGGAAGACAGCCCACUUGUCGCCAAGCUACGUCAGGGAGGAGCACUACUUGCCGGCAAAACAAAUAUGCAUGAAUGCGGUAUCGGGACUACAGGCUACAACUGGCAUUUUGGACCAGCACGAAACCCACACGAUCUAGGUCAUUUCACUGGUGGAUCGUCCAGUGGAUCGGCGGCUGCCGUCGCUGCAGGACUGGUACCAUUGGCGUUGGGCUUUGAUGGUGGUGGAUCUAUUCGGAUACCUGCAGCGCUAUGUGGAGUUGUGGGGUUGAAACCUACUUUCAAACGAUGUGAUAUGGACAUGCUAGCGUGUCCUUCUGUUGGCCACGCGGGCCCUAUUGCGUGUUCUGUGAAGGACGCUGCGGUUGGCUACGCAAUCAUGGCUGGGCCAAACAAAAAUGCCAGUGAACGUAAUAAACACAUAGGGAUUCCGAUCCCACCAGUUCAUCUUGGAUCCUUUUCGGAUAGUUUGAAGGGACUCAAGGUCGGUAUCUUUGAAGAAUACUUCAACGAUGCCGAUCCCGAAAUUGUCGAAAUCUGCUCAAAGUCAGUAAAGGCUUUAGAAUCUGAAGGGGCUGAAGUCAUCAAGAUCUCGCUUCCACACAUGGAAGAAGUAAAGAUCGCACAUGCUGUGACGGUUUCAACCGAGUUGGCUGCUGGCUAUUCCAAGUACUUCCACAAACAUAUGAACAAAUUCACUCCCGAGUCUCGAGUUAGCUUUUCUCUGGGACAGUCCUUCAGCAGCUGUGACUUCUUGGCGGCUCAAAAGGUUCGGCGGUAUGCCAUGCAUACCCUGGAAGAAGCAUUCUCUCAAGUGGACGUUAUCCUUUCACCGGCGACCGGAUGCACUGCGCCCAAAUUGCCCAAGAGUGUAGAAAAGUAUGGACAAUCCAACUUGUCGCAGACCGCUAAUCUGAUGAGAUAUAUUUACCAUGGGAAUUUGUGUGGUAUUCCCGGUGUGGCGGUACCGGUCGGCUACAGUGAGAAGAACAAAGCUUCGGGCAGCAAGGAGCUGCCCAUUUCGCUGUUGAUUCAGGCUCGGCAUUGGGAAGAAGACACGAUCUUGAAGGUAGCCAGAUGUUGCGAAUCCAAUGUUUCUCAUAAGAAGCCAAAGGUGUACUAUGAUAUUUUGGAAAUGGCCAAGGCAGAACCAAUGGACUGA